UGUGUUUUUGGGCUGGAGCUAAUAACAGGGACUGACCAUAGUGGGACAAAGAAUAAAUAUAUUUGUUUAGGCUGGGAAGGGUUAAUAGGGAGGAGCGCUCAGGCGGAUUGCAGAGAUUCACUCAGCUCACAAGCAGUUCCCAUUCAGCUGCGGAGAGAGAAGCCACUACAUCCCCCACCGAAAGAUUCACCCUCCUCAUCCACAUCGCUCCCACCCUGGUACCCACUCCCCACUGGUAGCCAGUCACCCCCACCCUAGAGCUGAGCACCCUUCUUUUCACCCUGACAAGCACUUGCCCCCCCCCCAAAUCCAUGCUACUGCCCCUUAUCCUGACACCAUGAGCACGUCGGAAAGUCCACCAGUCUAAGCACCAUGGUGCAGAAAUCCCGCAAUGGGGGGGUUUACCCCGGCCCCACUGGAGAAAAGAAGCUAAAGGUGGGCUUUGUGGGACUGGACUCGGGACCCCCAGACACCAGCAGAGAUGGGGCGCUCCUUAUAGAUGGCUCAGAUGAGCUAAAACGAAACAGUAUCCUUAUCAAACCCCGAUCGGGGGUCUCAGGCACUGGGAAGCCUCCCAAACGCAAUGCCUUUUAUCGCAAGCUCCAGAAUUUCCUCUACAAUGUGCUGGAGAGACCCCGGGGCUGGGCCUUCAUCUACCAUGCCUAUGUGUUCCUGCUGGUUUUCUCUUGCCUUGUGCUCUCUGUCUUCUCUACGAUCAAGGAGUAUGAAAGCAGCUCGGAAGGAGCCCUCUAUAUAUUGGAAAUUAUAACCAUUGUGGUAUUUGGAGUAGAAUACUUUGUGCGUAUCUGGGCCGCCGGAUGCUGCUGUCGAUAUCGCGGUUGGAGAGGGAGGCUGAAAUUUGCCCGCAAACCAUUCUGCGUAAUUGACAUCAUGGUGCUGAUUGCGUCCAUAGCUGUUCUGUCUGCUGGAUCCCAGGGGAAUGUUUUUGCCACAUCAGCCCUCAGGAGUCUUAGGUUCCUUCAGAUUCUACGUAUGAUUCGUAUGGACCGAAGAGGAGGGACAUGGAAGCUUCUGGGUUCUGUAGUGUAUGCACAUAGCAAGGAACUGAUAACUGCUUGGUACAUUGGAUUUCUGUGCCUCAUUCUGGCUUCAUUCCUGGUGUAUCUGGCUGAGAAAGAGGAAAAUGACAUGUUUGAUACCUAUGCAGAUGCCUUGUGGUGGGGCUUGAUCACGUUGACUACCAUUGGUUAUGGAGAUAAGUUUCCAAAGACGUGGAAUGGGCGUCUCCUUGCGGCAACAUUUACCCUUAUUGGUGUCUCGUUCUUUGCUCUUCCCGCGGGAAUCCUGGGCUCUGGAUUUGCCCUGAAGGUUCAAGAACAGCACAGGCAGAAGCAUUUUGAGAAGAGGCGAAAUCCAGCAGCUGGGCUCAUACAGUGUACAUGGAGGUUUUAUGCCACUAAUCUCUCCCGGAUGGACCUCCACUCCACCUGGCAGUAUUACGAGCGUACAGUCACUGUUCCAAUGUACAGCUCUCAAACGUACGGUGCAUCCAGGCUGAUCCCCCCGCUGAACCAGUUGGACCUUCUGCGCAACUUAAAAAGCAAAUCAGGACUCACCUUCAGGAAAGAGCAGCAGGCUGAGCCUCCUCCAAGCCAGAAGGUGAGCCUUAAGGAAAGGGUAUUCUCCAGCCCCAGAGGCGUUGCAACUAAGGGCAAAGGCUCACCACAGUCUCAAGGGAUGCGUCGAUCACCAAGUGCUGACCAGAGCCUAGAGGACAGUCCUAGCAAAGUGCACAAGAGCUGGAGCUUUGGUGACAGGAGCCGUACAAGGCAAGCAUUUCGCAUCAAGGGGUCAGCUUCCAGGCAAAACUCUGAAGUAAGUCUCCCUGAAGAAGAGGUUGCUGUGCCUGAAGAGAACAGGGGCUGUAACUGUGAAUUCCUGGCAGAAGAUCUGACUCCUGGACUCAAGGCUUCCAUCAGAGCUGUAUGCAUCAUGCGCUUUCUGGUGGCCAAACGCAAAUUUAAAGAGAGCCUCAGACCCUAUGAUGUAAUGGAUGUGAUAGAGCAGUAUUCUGCAGGACAUCUGGACAUGCUUGCCAGGAUCAAAAACCUUCAGUCAAGGAUAGAUAUGAUUGUGGGUCCCCCACCCACUUCAACACCCCGGCAUAAGAAGUAUCCAACCAAAGGAUCAAUCCAUUCUACCAAAGAAUCUCCCCAGUACUCUCCUAGAGUUGACCAGAUUGUUGGACGAGGAGGAUCAAUUACAGAUAAAGACAGAUCCAAAGGGGUAGCUGAAUCUGAGAUGCCAGAUGAUCCGAGCAUGAUGGGCCGACUGGGCAAGGUUGAGAAGCAGGUGUUGUCCAUGGAGAAGAAGCUGGACUUUCUAGUCAACAUCUACAUGCAGAGGAUGGGAAUCCCACCUUCUGAAACAGAAGCUUACUUUGGGGCCAAGAACAGGGAGCCAGCACCUCCUUACCACAGCCCAGAAGACAGCAGGGAUCCUGUGGAUAAGAGCUGCAUUACAAAGAUUAUCCGUUCUUCUAGUUCAAUGGGUCAAAAGAAUUUCAGUGCUCCACCUGCCCAGGUGACUCCUACUUCCCACUGCCCUCCAUCAACAUCAUGGCAACAGCAGCAGCCAUACCACCGGCAUAGCCACGGUUCCUCUCCAGUGGGGGAUCUGGGCUCUCUGGUUAGGAUACCACCACCCCCAUCACAUGAGCGCUCAUACGGAGGAAGCAGGGUGGGAGGUGUUGAGGAAGGAUCUGGCAAACAUCGGGACCCAGCAGCCUUGAGAGAUAGUGACACAUCAAUAUCAAUCCCUUCAGUGGACCAUGAGGAACUGGAGCGCUCAUUCAGUGGCUUUAGCAUUUCUCAGUCAAAGGAAAAUCUUGAAAUGCUGAACAAUGGAGCUGCAGCAGGGCCUGGCCCUUGUCACAAGGCCCGUCCUUAUAUUGCUGAGGGUGAGUCAGAUACCGACUCUGACCUCUGCACUCCCUGUGGACCACCACCCAGGUCAACUACCGGAGAAGGACCAUAUGGUGAUAUGGGGUGGCCAGUUAGCAAGUGAAAAUCUUUUUUGGGGGUUUGUUAAAAGUUUUUUAAACAUUGACACCAGGCAGCCUGCAUUGCAUCUUGGUUAAGCAUCCUAACCAAGCUCUUUGUUUUCUUUAGAAAAGGUAAAACGGUUGGGGUGCUUGUGCCAGUUGCCUCUAGGUGAGGGGGCUAAUCAGUUACUGCAUUGGUAAUUUUCUUUUCAGGCUGGACCUGCAACCUUUAAUCAUCUUUAUUACUCCCAAGAAGUAGUUGGAGCUAGGAACACGUACCACUAUAUUUGUUCUUAUAAUAAUAAGUCAUAGCCAUCAUUGACUUUGGGAGACCAAAUUCCUAUGAAGCUGUCAUAUGGCGAUUGGGUAUAUACAUGUUUUCAUAUUUUCAAUUUUCAUUGGGGACAGUUGUCCUUUUUUGUGUACAUAAGAGACUUUACCUUUAUGAAACCAUGAACUCCCAUAAAUUUAGAACACAUCCAAAUAUACAGAUAUCAAGAUUCCUUAUAGUGCCUAUAAUCAGCAUAUUACACAAACACUUAAGUCUAAUUCCAUAAUAAAGACCUCAGAAUAUGAAUCUUCCCAAAUUCUUUAACAGAAUAUAACUCUCUACAUCAUACUAAAAAAUAAUUUAAAGCUUUUAAGCCUUUUCUUCCUAUAUUUCCCUCUUUAUACAUGUUCUUUUCUUUCUUACUCAAUUUUUCUCUUUUUCCCUUCUGCCUUUCCUUUUUAUCACCUUCUCACACUCUUGUUUCCUUCAUGUUAUGGACAUUUAAGACUGAUGGCAGAGAGAACAAGUGUGAGCAAUGGUGCCUCCAUAAGUUUUUAGGGUGCCAUAAUGAGCCAGACAGCGCCAAACCCCAUGACAAUCCAUUAUCUUCUUAAUAUCUCAUGUUGUAAGCUCCAGGAUCUUCAUAACGGACCUACCUAUGCUGAGUACAUCAAAUUCCUUCUUUAUUGAUCGUAGGCACCUUUUCACAUAUUCAGGACCCUGGAAUUUGACAUUAUUUCACCAACCUACAAGGGAAAGUUCCAUAAUCUUUUUUUUUUUUGCUCUCUGUUUAGUGGAGAGUAAAGCUUAAAAUGGGUAAUUUGUAGAGGAUCUAUUUUCCUUUUAUAAACAGAUAUAUGACAGCCUCUGUCCCUCUGGAGGAGUUUAUCAUAUGUUCCGAGUAUUUCUACUGGCCUGCAUUAUCAAUAAUAGCCCUAAGAACAUGGCAAGGGCUUCCAUUAAGCUCAUCCCAGUCCUUCCCUGUUGAGCUCAUACUUUCAACUCUUCCAAGGACACAGAAGAUGACUUACCUCAAUUCCACUAUAUGGAUUCAUACAACUUCUAAUUUUCAUAUAUUUGCAACAGCAAAAGGCUCAGAAUUCACACCAUGCAGAGAACUUGGUUGCACCUUUAUUUUUUAUGGAUAAAAUACGAGAGAAAGUGUAAGUUCUUGUGGUAGGGCUGGAAUAUGAACCUUUUUUUCACUGCUAAAGUGCUUAGCGGCUGUGGAAUUUCUCAGUAUUCAGCCACAUCUUACAACUGGGGCUGAAAGAGACUGUUGAGUGAAACCAAUUUUUUUUACUUAAUGAAACUACAGGGGGCUUUCUUUAACUGCCCCUCUUUGUUGAAUCACCCCAUGUGCACAUCCUGCCUGCCCUCUGGCUUUGCCUGAAUUUCUUUGCUUUAUGGCCUUGGCUUCUGUUGCACUUUUGCUCUCUUAAGAAAUGUUUUACACGAAUGCUUAUUGUUCAAGUGGGGGGCUCAUGGCUCUCUGUACCUAUGGGGUGGGGGUUACGAGUGGCAACAUCACCACCCUGCCUGCAUUUUGAGUUUAGUGCACCAUGUGCAUAGAUUUUGUGUGCCAAUGUCCUGCGACUUGCUUGUGAAAAGGGAAUGAUGGGACACACCGCUGUGCCCAAUUCUUUUAUGUUAUGUGUUGGCCUGACACAUUCACAGCCAGAAUUGCAUGCUCCUUCUGCUAUGUUGUUACAGGCUUGCGUGGCACCAAGAUAAUAAGCUCAGUUCAUCCCUUUUCUAGAUGGUCCUGAAGGUCAUUAGUCCCACCCUAUUCCCUAUUGGGGACAUUGGAGUAGGAUAAUGUAAUCACCCACUUGUGAUACCAUUUAUAUCACCUCCAGGAUCCAGCUCAGCUUGUUGAGAGGGUUGCUGGGAGUUUGUUGCUGUAUCACUGGAAUUGCAGAACUUAUUACCGAGUCAGCAUUUUCACUGUCUGCUCACUUUGUCCCUACAAUUUCCAUCUCCCAUUUGGGGUGUCUCAGAUAUUUAUCAGCUGGUACAUCCCACUGGGUGAGGUCAGCAUCAGGCUGUGAAAAGCAUCCUCUCCAACUGGUCUGCAUGGGGCAAUUGAGCGAUUUGAUCAUUAGUCCAAGGAGCUAUAAAAUCCUAGUUGUGUUGCCGGAAUGAUCAAACAUUUGCAUAUUUGAUGACCUAAUCACUUGAUCACAAUGUCCCCAUCUUACGUUAAAGGCAUCUCUAUCUAUCACUGCUGUAAAUAAACAUCACUGAAAUAAUCUCUGGUGAUCUUUGCCAUAAAGCAGGACUGGAAGUCUUGUGUUUAUGCCAUAAAGGAAGCAGAAACAGUCACAUGACAAGCAGGAACUACAUUACCCAAUGGAUUUGCAGAUAGUGACUAAUAAGGCAAAUCAUUUAGAACAUCUAUAGGAUGUUACUAAAUAGAAGCCCAAUGGCUGGGGGGGGUGAGCACAAUAAAUGGUAUCACAAAUGUUUUUUGUUUCUUGCUCAAGGGCUUGGACUGACUGGGAUUUGGGUACUGUGGUCGGUAUGGAUACAGGCAGGGUGUAAAGGUUAUUUGUACGUAUAUAAUCCAGUUUAACAUGUAGGGAGUGUGACCCAGGGUGGGGCCUUUUAUUUGUAAAUAUAAUCAUUAAAUUCUAUGUAAUUGCCAUGUAACCUGGUAACAGCAAACUGCAAUUACUGUGCACUAUUUGCUUCCAUUAUUUGGAAGCAGAUUUAUGCUACCCCCCUCAAAGUCCCACACAUACAGCCAAUGUAGCACCAAUUAACUUUCAAAGGAGCCAGUAAAAUCCUCAUUAUUAUUUAAGACAUUUGAAUGACAAAUGAAUCAUUAUUAAUACUAUAGAGAAGGAUAGAAUGUUAUUAACAUAUUCACUGUAGAACCCUACUAGCCUAUUAUAAGAUCCCCCACUCAGUCCAAGGCCUGGAGAUAUUUUAACCCCAUCAAUUCUGGCAAGCAGUGAAGAAAACUGUCUUCCUUAUACUAUUAAAGAGACCCAGAGAGGUGCCAGAAGCUUAGGCAGUGCCUUUCUGAGUGCAGGGAAGCAGCUUUGGAAAUGCAUUGAUUGUACAACAUUAAACAACUUUAUACAAUG
Molecule: messenger RNA, 6367 nt
Organism: Xenopus laevis (African clawed frog)
Lineage: Eukaryota; Metazoa; Chordata; Amphibia; Anura; Pipidae
Gene: kcnq2.S
Product: potassium channel, voltage gated KQT-like subfamily Q, member 2 S homeolog
Exons: 17
Coding region: 373-3027 (884 amino acids)
Source: RefSeq, a predicted model, not a curated record